Messenger RNA from Acanthopagrus latus (yellowfin seabream), 1858 nucleotides. RefSeq names its product ribonuclease T2, like (gene rnaset2l). The transcript has 8 exons. Gene Ontology annotation, cellular component: extracellular region. Gene Ontology annotation, molecular function: ribonuclease T2 activity; RNA binding. The record is from RefSeq and is a predicted model, not a curated record. NCBI's taxonomy places the organism in Eukaryota, Metazoa, Chordata, Actinopteri, Spariformes, Sparidae. Gene Ontology annotation, biological process: RNA catabolic process. Bases 909 to 1745 code for a protein of 278 amino acids.
AGUCACAGGAAGCAUUUAUUUGGUAUUUUUCCAGACAGCUGGAGUUCAGAGGAAGGCUGACCACGAUGUCUUAAUUGUUCCAGAUGUUCAGGGAAUUCAAAUAUUCACCUUGUUUAUCUAAACUAAUAAUUUUCAUGUUGCUGUUGCUGAGAGACUCAAAAGAAAAUAAGCUUUAAUUUGAAACAUUCAUGUUGUCUUAAAUUUAAUUAUAUUUAAUUGCUCAACUUUGCUUGAGUACGUACUAAUGUUGUGAUAUGUUACUGUCAGGGGACGAAGGAGCCAAUGACAGCAGUCAAACCAUGUGGCGUUCAAUGUCUGAUUUUUAGCAAAACAGCAAAAACUGAUGUUGAAUUCUUGGUCGUCCCUGGAGAAAAUCACCAGACUCCCUUGAAAAAUGUCUCAAUUUAGCGAGUUGUUGAGUUAAGAGAAACUUAAUAAACUUUGUGAAGCGCUGAUUCUGAUUAAUUUUUCAUUAUUUAUUCAUUUUUGUUAAUUCAGCAAAGGUUCUACAUGAGGAUAUUUCUUUAUUAGUGUAAAAAAAGGUUUAUUCCAGUGAUCUAUGUGUAAACAAAUGAGAUUAUAACUCCAAACUGCCUCAUACAUCAUAUCUUUGUUUAAUGUAUAAUAUUAUGUUAUUUUAUAUAACUGACAGUAGAUUAUCUUUAUAUUAUUAUUGCAAUGCAUGUGUGAAAUAAUGAAUAAUAUCAUAUUCAUGUAUUAACAGUGUUAAUAAAGUACUCAUUAGUAUCAUUGUAGCAAUAUAGAAAAUACUCCAUUACAGGUAAAAGUACUGCUGAAGUAAAAGUACACACGUUCUCAGCUUCAUGUACUUCAAGUGUCUGCAAAUAAAAAAAGUAGAAGAUGGAAUACUCAGAGUGCCUGAGAGCAGCACCUGAAUCCUCUGACUGAUGUUCUGUUUGAUCAGAACCUUCUGGAUCGUCGAGGAGAUGUGGAGCUCGGUGCUGCUCGGUCUGUUCCUGCUGCUGCAGCGUCCAGAAUUCACCAGCACGCAGGAAGUACACUGGGAGGACUACAAACAUGGCCGACAGGGAGUGGAAGAGAAGCGGUUCUGCUCGUGGAAGUGCAUCCUGUUCACUCUGCAGUGGCCCGGAGGGUUCUGUCAGUCUUUGGACCAGGAGAAACUGUGUCAGAUCCCUCCGAGCAUCAACAACUGGACCAUCCACGGUCUGUGGCCUCUCAAGGUGUUCAACUGCUGCACCUGCUGGCCGAUGUUCCAGUCAGACGUCCAGGAGCUGGAGGCUCAGCUGGAUGAACUCUGGCCGUCUCUGCUGACCAUUAAGUCCAGCUUUCACUUCUGGAGAGAGGAGUGGGGGAAACACGGUGUGUGUGCAGCGUGUGUCGAGGGAAUGAACUCUCCACUAAGAUACUUCCAGAUCUGCCUCAAACUGAGAGAACAGUUUGAUAUCUACAAGUGGCUGCAGGCUGCUGGCAUCACUCCGUCCUGCCAUCGAUCCUACAAGGUCGCCGAGGUCGACCAGGUCCUCGUUCCACAUCUGGGUGACAAACAUGAGAUCCAGUGUGUGACGGACAGCAAGGGCAGAGAGGUGUGGUUUCAGGUGAAGAUCCCUCUGUCUCGCAACCUGACUCUCGGCUGUGAUCACCUGGGCGACGAUGACGGGUCCGGCCCAGGACGGAGGUGGUCUCCGGGGCACCCCUGCCCCCCUGACGUCCCUUUCUACUACCUCCCCAUCGACCACCAGAAGCCGACGCGGCCCUGCGGCUAACUGAGCCUCCACAGCAGCUCUGAACGUGUGAUGUUAAGAUUUAUAGGUGUGACUGAACAGGUUAACACAGAACAAACACGCUCUGAACCUUUCAAUAAAGCUUGUUUCUCCAA